AUGAACAGGACUCCUAGAAGGGGAAGGGCGACACGUCACGAGAUUUCAAACAGAUUUAUCGCAAAAAAUAAAGUACCAAGUGACGCAGAAGAUUCACAUCAUUCUCCUUUUAGGCAUCGCAGUAAAGAGAAGACUGUGGCCAAUAGGUGCUGUUACGUAACUCCUGACAAGAAGGACUUUGGACAGUCCUACGGGCCUGAUAGAAGAUCAAGAGAUAAACGUCCACAUCAAAAUAUACUUGCUGGAACAAAAUCAUUUCAAUACGAUCAUUACCGAACUUUACUGAAAGAUCAAUACGGAUUCGAUCCGUCAAAAUCGGAAACUAUCGCUCCUUUUAGAGAUAAAUUCAAAAGGGUGCCAAAUUUGAAUAACAAUAAGGUUGAAUCUCGUCCACACUAUAUCCAGAAAGGUACGUCACCUGCGUUCGUGGAGACACCUGAUGGAUCACAUUGGCAGAACGUGGACAAUAUUGAUGAAUUAGAAACUAUUGUUACGCACGAAGACACACCAACAGUGUACGAGCAUCUUCCAAAGCAUAUCUACAUAUCCGAGGUGCCACGCGUCAAAAUAAUCGCUGAGAAAUUUUCUAAAUACAAGAAGAAUAACAUCGAACUCCGUCGACUCGAUGAAAAGGUGGUUUGUGUGGAGUACAGCAUCUACGACGGUACGAGCAAACAUGACUUGAGACCUAUACAGAGGAUGAGGGCUUUCUUUUCUAUCAAACCUUCCUCAGAAGAUGACAGUCCGAAUCACGAAUCCGGCAAGUUACCAAGCUUACCUCCGAGUGUCAAACACCAAUUCGACAUCCUAGAUGAAGACUUGAAAAAGUUAACGGACAAAGAGAUUGAAAUAAUCGAUGGAAAGAUAGAGGAUAACAGAUCUUAUCUGGAGGACUUAAGGCGUAUAUUGAAACGGAAACAAGUGAUACACGCUAAAAAGAAUAGAAAGACGUUGGAUUUGGAGUCUCUAUAUCAAAUGGCGAAGCGAGAUGUGUCAUCCGUCGGUUGUGGGUAUUCGGGAGCGAAUUUACUUUCGAAGGCGGAAUUGCAAGAUGUAAAGGACUUGAUACUUCACAGAUGUACGUCCAGUGUGCACGGUAUUAGAAGAAAGAGUAUUAAAAGGAAAGAUAAAGGGUCCGGAAUAGAUUACGGUCUUAUAUCUGAGACCAUUGUGGCUGAACUGUUGCGAGACGAUGGCAAACUUAGUGUCUAG
Spodoptera littoralis (African cotton leafworm) is the source of this 1212-nucleotide messenger RNA. Lineage: Eukaryota; Metazoa; Arthropoda; Insecta; Lepidoptera; Noctuidae. The record is from the annotation of a GenBank genome assembly.